Molecule: messenger RNA, 5343 nt
Organism: Rhinopithecus roxellana (golden snub-nosed monkey)
Lineage: Eukaryota; Metazoa; Chordata; Mammalia; Primates; Cercopithecidae
Product: KIAA0319 like
Exons: 22
Coding region: 247-3381 (1044 amino acids)
Cellular component (GO): cytoplasmic vesicle; plasma membrane
Source: RefSeq, a predicted model, not a curated record
CCCGGGGAGGUGGGAGGAGGCGGCGUUUCCGGCCGCCGUCGCUGUCCAGGGAGGCUGAGGCGAGAGGUAGCUGUCCGGGUGGGGAGCCCGCACUACCUUCUUCCUCUUCCUCCUCCUCCGGGUGAGGGGAGCGAAGGUUGGGGUUCCCCGAGCCCAUGGACCAGGAGGAGGCGGAGGCCGCCGAGAGCCGGGGCCGCGCUAUGUGGCCCUGAGCCCCGUGUACUGGUUCUGCCUGUCUGGAAGGCCAUGGAGAAGCGGCUGGGAGUCAAGCCAAGUCCUGCUUCCUGGAUUUUAUCAGGAUAUUAUUGGCAGACAUCUGCGAAGUGGUUGAGAAGCCUGUACCUGUUUUAUACUUGCUUUUGCUUCAGUGUUCUGUGGUUGUCAACAGAUGAUGCUUUGCUGGGACAGCUGACUAUUUCAGAUGCCAGUGAGAGCAGGUGCCAGCAGGGGAAGACACAAUUUGGAGUUGGCCUGAGAUCUGGGGGAGAAAAUCACCUCUGGCUUCUUGAAGGAACCCCCUCUCUCCAGUCAUGUUGGGCUGCCUGCUGCCAGGACUCUGCCUGCCAUGUCUUUUGGUGGCUAGAAGGGAUGUGCAUUCAGGCAGACUGCAGCAGGCCCCAGAGCUGCCGGGCUUUUAGGACGCACUCCUCCAAUUCCAUGCUGGUGUUUUUAAAAAAAUUCCACACUGCAGAUGAUUUGGGCUUUCUACCUGAAGAUGAUGUACCACAUCUUCUGGGGCUAGGUUGGAACUGGGCAUCUUGGAGGCACAGCCCACCCAGAGCUGCACUCAGACCUGCUGUAUCUUCCAGUGACCAGCAGAGCUUAAUCAGGAAGCUUCAGAAGAGAGGUAGUCCCAGUGAAGUAGUUACACCUAUAGUGACACAGCAUUCUAAAAUGAAUGACUCCAACGAAUUAGGUGGUCUGACUACCAGUGGCUCUGCAGAGGUCCACAAGGCGAUUACAAUUUCCAGUCCCCUAACCACAGACCUGACUGCAGAGCUGUCUGGUGGGCUAAAGAACAUAUCAGUGCAACCUGAAAUAUCAGAGGGUCUUGCUACUAUGCCCAGCACUCAGCAAGUGAAAAGUUCUGAGAAAACCCAGAUUGCUGUCCCCCAGCCAGUGGCUCCCUCCUACAGUUAUGCUACCCCUACCCCCCAGGCCUCUUUCCAGAGCACCUCAGCACCAUACCCAGUUAUAAAGGAACUGGUGGUAUCUGCUGGAGAGAGUGUCCAGAUAACCCUGCCUAAGAAUGAAGUUCAAUUAAAUGCAUAUGUUCUCCAAGAACCACUUAAAGGAGAAACCUACACCUACGACUGGCAGCUGAUUACUCAUCCUAGAGACUACAGUGGAGAAAUGGAAGGGAAACAUUCCCAGAUCCUCAAACUAUCGAAGCUCACUCCAGGCCUAUAUGAAUUCAAAGUGAUUGUAGAGGGUCAAAAUGCCCAUGGGGAAGGCUAUGUGAACGUGACAGUCAAGCCAGAGCCCCGUAAGAAUCAGCCUCCCGUUGCUAUCGUGUCACCUCAGUUCCAGGAGAUCUCUUUGCCAACCACUUCUACAGUCAUUGAUGGCAGUCAAAGCACUGAUGAUGAUAAAAUCGUUCAGUACCAUUGGGAAGAACUUAAGGGGCCUCUGAGAGAAGAGAAGAUUUCUGAAGAUACAGCCAUAUUAAAACUAAGUAAACUCGUUCCUGGGAACUACACUUUCAGCUUGACUGUAGUAGACUCUGAUGGAGCUACCAACUCUACUACUGCAAACCUGACAGUGAACAAAGCUGUGGAUUACCCCCCUGUGGCCAACGCAGGCCCCAACCAAGUGAUCACCCUGCCCCAAAACUCCAUCACCCUCUUUGGGAACCAGAGCACUGAUGAUCAUGGCAUUACCAGCUAUGAGUGGUCACUCAGCCCAAGCAGCAAAGGGAAAGUGGUGGAGAUGCAGGGUGUUAGAACACCAACCUUACAACUCUCUGCAAUGCAAGAAGGAGACUACACUUACCAACUUACAGUGACUGACACAAUAGGACAGCAGGCCACUGCUCAAGUGACUGUUAUUGUGCAGCCUGAAAACAACAAGCCUCCUCAGGCAGAUGCAGGCCCAGAUAAAGAGCUGACCCUUCCUGUGGAUAGCACAACCCUGGAUGGCAGCAAGAGCUCAGAUGAUCAGAAAAUUAUCUCUUAUCUCUGGGAAAAAACACAGGGACCUGAUGGGGUGCAGCUCGAGAAUGCUAACAGCAGUGUUGCCACUGUCACUAGGCUGCAAGUGGGGACAUAUGUGUUCACCUUGACUGUCAAAGAUGAGAGGAACCUGCAAAGCCAGAGCUCUGUGAAUGUCAUUGUCAAAGAAGAAAUAAACAAACCACCUAUAGCCAAGAUAACUGGAAAUGUGGUGAUUACCUUACCCACGAGCACAGCAGAGCUGGAUGGCUCUAAGUCUUCAGAUGACAAGGGAAUAGUCAGCUACCUCUGGACUCGAGAUGAGGGGAGCCCAGCAGCAGGGGAGGUGUUAAAUCAUUCUGACCAUCACCCUAUCCUUUUUCUUUCAAACCUGGUCGAGGGGACCUACACGUUUCACCUGAAAGUGACCGAUGCAAAGGGUGAGAGUGACACAGACCGGACCACUGUGGAGGUGAAACCUGAUCCCAGGAAAAACAACCUGGUGGAGAUCAUCUUGGAUAUCAACGUCAGUCAGCUAACUGAGAGGCUGAAGGGGAUGUUCAUCCGCCAGAUUGGGGUCCUCCUGGGGGUGCUGGAUUCCGACAUCAUUGUGCAAAAGAUUCAGCCGUACACGGAGCAGAGCACCAAAAUGGUAUUUUUUGUUCAAAACGAGCCUCCCCACCAGAUCUUCAAAGGCCAUGAGGUGGCAGCGAUGCUCAAGAGUGAGCUGCGGAAGCAAAAGGCAGACUUUUUGAUAUUCAGAGCCCUGGAAAUCAACACUGUCACGUGUCAGCUGAACUGUUCUGACCAUGGCCACUGUGACUCAUUCACCAAACGCUGUAUCUGUGACCCUUUUUGGAUGGAGAAUUUCAUCAAGGUGCAGCUGAGGGAUGGAGACAGCAACUGUGAGUGGAGCGUGUUAUAUGUUAUCAUUGCUACCUUUGUCAUUGUUGUUGCCUUGGGAAUCCUGUCUUGGACUGUGAUCUGUUGUUGUAAGAGGCAAAAAGGAAAAUCCAAGAGGAAAAGCAAGUACAAGAUCCUGGAUGCCACGGAUCAGGAAAGCCUGGAGCUGAAGCCAACCUCCCGAACAGCUCCCACUUCUAGUCCUGCUGUCUCAGCCUGCUGUUUACUUUCUCUGGAGUUUUUGCACCAGCCAGAGGGCAGUCAUCUUGCUGUUGGAGCUCUUCUUAUCCGACCACAUUUCAUGUCUGUGGCGUCUCUACAUCUGUAGGGGUAAGUAGUGAAGGGACUACCAUGGCUUGCAGAAUCGCAGGUGUCUUCUUCGACCCCAGGUGCUUCCUACAGUUCUUGCUUCUUGUGUUCUGGUGAGUUGGCUGCUUAGGACUGCUUCUGAGAGUCCCCAGCAGGAGACCUCUCCAAGCAUGCACCUGCUCUGCCACCCUAGCAUCAGUGAAGCCAGAGCAAACAGGAGCCCACAGAGCAAAUGUCUCCAUGGACUGCAACUGCACUCCUGCUGUGCCAGGACUCAGCCGCCCUGCUGAGCUAGGAUGCAGCUAAAAGCUCAUUCUCCAGAGCCUGACUUCUUUGUGCUUUCUUGCCUACCAUGUCACUCCAUCCAUAGAGGGAGAUGAUAAAAUAUUCCAAAUUUGAAAGGUAAAGAAAAGAGAGUAUCACUAGGUGUCCUGAACCAAAGCUCAUGGAUACUGGAGAUGAAGAACCAGCAGGGGACCCCAGGUGUGCUCUCAUCCAUACUCUGUGACACCCCUUAGUGGACUGUUCCAGCCAGUUGGGCCUGGGAGAAGGACUAGGGAAGCUUCCUUCCAUCUGCACCUCCCAGCCUGGAGAGGAGCCUGUGACUUGCCCUGUUCCUUGGCUCCUCAGGCUGGGGUAAGGUGUGGGGGUGGCUCCAGCCUGGAGGCCAGUCUUCUGACGCUGGGUUCCUUGUUUUCCCUGUAGGCAUCAAACAGAAAGGCCUGGUGCUAAGUAGCAGCCUGAUGCACUCCGAGUCAGAGCUGGACAGCGACGACGCCAUCUUCACGUGGCCAGACCGAGAGAAGGGCAAACUCCUGCAUGGUCAGAAUGGCUCUGUACCCAACGGACAGACCCCUCUGAAGGCCAGGAGCCCACGGGAGGAGAUCCUGUAGCCAACCUGGUCUGUCUCCUCAGGGCAGGGCCCAGCACACAGCCUGACCAGUCCUCCUACCUCCUGAGUCUGCGGGCAGCUGCUGUCCCAGCCUCUGCUGGUCAUUUCGCCCUGACAGCCCCAACCAGAACCCCUGGAACUUGAAUCCAGAGACGUCCUCCAGGAACCCCUGAACGAAGCUGUGAAUGAAGAGGUUUCCUCUUUAAACCUGUCUGGUGGGCCCCCAGAUAUCCUCACCUCAGGGCCUUUUUUUGCGAACUCCUCCCCUCCGCCGCGGGCAGACCCAGCCAGCUCCUGGCCUCUGCAGCAACCUGGUGGGCAGGGUCACUGUGCCCGGAGUGCUGCAGGGCGGGGCCUGCUGUGCUGCCUGCACACCUGAGUGCAAAAGCAAGCACUGUGGGCAUGGUGUUUCCUUUUCUGGGGUAGAGUAUGCCCUUUCGCUGGGCAAAGAGGAAGUGGCACCCCUCCCCUCACCACAGAUGCUGAGAUAGUAGCAUAGAAAUGAUAUCUGGCCCCCCUUAACACUGGAGCCCCACUCCCUUCUCCCAUCUGGCCCAAGAUUAGGGGAGGAAUGACUGUGUCAGGGAUGGCGGGUGGCCUCUCUUGCUGCCAGGGCCCUUGUCAGAGCAGCCAGGCUGGACAGACAGCCUCCCCCUCCAUCUGACCGGCACCUGCUACUUUGGGGCUCAGGCCACCACUCCCUGUCCCCAGAGGAGACAGCCCCAGAUGGACUGGAAUGUUGUGGCAUGACAGCGCAUGUGUGCGACGGCCCCACCGUGCUCCCCUCUCUGUCCCACCAUCUGUGUGUUUUCUGUGUCCCUUGCAUGUGUGCGUGUUAGAGUGAGCGCGUAUGCAUCAACUCAUUGGGCUCUUGGCUGCUCAAAAGGCAACUUUGACUUGGAAAGACUUUCAGCUCCUUGGAACCAAGACUUCCUGAGUCCCUCUGGCCCUCGCCCUGUUCCACCAUGGUUAUCUGGGUUUUGGGGAAUGGAAACUUUGGGGGAGCAACUUUUUAAAGAAACACUUACAAUUUCUACUACUGCACUACUGUCCGUUGUGGGAUGAUUAAACAUGGUAUUUAAUUGUGCA